AUGAAUAAAAAAUCAUAUAUUUCAAAAAAUGUGGCAGAAUAUUUAUUAUGUGAUAUUUUAAAUAACCCUUCACCCAAUAUAGAAAUAACUAGUUUAUUAAAUAAUAAUAAUUUAACAAUAAAUAACGGUGUUGAUCUUAUAAUUAAAUCAAUACAAUAUAAUAAUCAAACUUUUAAUAAAUCAUUAAAUGAUUGGUUAUACUUUAUUAAAUCAAAUAAUAGUAGCGGUAAUAACAACAAUUGUAAUAUUAAUAGUGAUGAAAAAAAUAAUGAUAGCAAUGGCAGUAAUAAUAACCAUUUCAAUUCACACGACAAUGAUUGUGACCAAAUACUUUUAGAAUUUUUUAAAACAAAUUCAAUUCAUUUAAGAAAGGUUUCAAGAUUACUAUUGCCAUUUUACGAAAUUAAAAAUAAAAACAACUUGAUACUAAGCGAAUCAUAUCAAUGGUUGGAUGAAUUAGGUUUAAAUAAUAUCAUACCAAAUAUAAAUUUAUUUAAAGAAAUUUUAAUUUCUUUAAGAGAAAAGAUAAUUAAAAAUGAUCAGAAAAGAUUAUUGGGUGAUAUUAUAUUUUGGAAAUUGGUUUAUAAAGAAAACAAACCACCAGUAUUAGGCAGAAUGUUAAGAGAUUUAUUAGACGAUGGUAAUUUAUGUGAUGUUUUAGGUACAAAUAUUAUUUUAUUACUUAAAAUUUUAAUUGGUCCCCCUAUUGGUUUAAAUCUUCGAAAUACAAUUUGGCACGGUUUCAUAUCACCCCAAGAAUUUGAGCUUUCUUUAUUACUGUUUAUAAUUCAUCUACUUUUUACAAUUUCUUUACAAUUUAAAGAGUAUAAAAAUAAUAAUACUAAUAACAAUACAAAAAUAAUUUCAAGACCAAUCAUAAAUUUAAAUAAAAAAUUCAAUAAUAAAAAUAUAAUCACCACAAACAAUUGCAAAUUAAUAUUAAAUUUUGAUAUAAAACAAAUAAAUAUAAUUUUAGAAAAUAAUGAUUUUAUAGUACCCGGUAGAGUUGGUAUAUGGAAAGAAUCAUUUAAUAAAUAUUUCGAAUCCCUCAGCAAUAGCAAUGGUAAUAGUAAUGGUGAUAAUAAUAGUAAUAAUAAUAUCAACACUAAUAGUAUUUACUCUUGCCUAGUACUGUUAUUGCCUCAACUAGAGCAUUCACUCAGAGUUAGCUUUGUCCAAUCAAAUAGUUUACCAGAUAAAUUUUUAAAUGCCGAUUAUAUUUCAUUCUAUACAACUUUAGAUUUAUUCCUUUCAAAUGUACUAUUGCUUUCAACCUCAGCAUUUAGUAAUAGUACUGAAUUCAGUGAAGAGAAGCAUCUCCAAAUCCCAACAUCAAACUCCAACUAUUCAAAAUAUGAAAACCCAAAAUACUAUAAAUUUAAAAACAAUGGAGUUGAAGAUGGUGAAAAUUCAGAUAGUGGUAACAUUCCGAAUAAUAAUGGCAAAAGCGAGGAAAAGGAAAUAUUAUUUAAUAACCAACUUAUUAAACAUGUUGGUGAGCCCAUUAUAUCCAAUUUAUUGGAUUUACUAAUCUACCCAGACGGUCCUAGGUUAAGGGAUAAGUUAUCACAUGGAGAAAUUGAAGCUUUAGAAAUACCAUUUAUAUUCUUAGAGCAAAUUAUGGCAAUAUCCCUCAAUUUAUGUUUAAAGUUUACCGAUAAAGUAAAUUGUAAUCAAGUUGAUAAAGAACUGUUACAACUAUUAGAAAAUAAAGAAAAGCAUUAUAAAUCACAAUUUCAUACAAAGGUUUUAUCAGUAUCAAGACUAUCCAGCUUUAUAGAAUUAUAUAAUAAACUUUUAGCAUUUAAAUUGAAACUUGAACUACCAGAAGAAAGUGGAAUCGAAGAAAACCAAAGCAGCAUUUUAAAAGAAUACAUUGGGGAAAGCAAAUAUAUAUCAAUAGAAAUUGAUAUUAGUGUAGAGAAUGAAUGCAGGGAGUAUUUAAACCAACUAAUACAAUUUAACACAAGAGAAGAUAAAGAACUUAUCAAUCUAAAGGAAAACAACAAUAUGAUCGAACUAACAUUAAGACUCUUAGAUAAAAUAAACCCAUUCCCAAGUAAGAAUGAAACUGAUUUUUUUAACUCUUUACGAGCUAUGCUUAAAACUUCGAUCGAAACCAUGCAAGAAUUUUAUAACAUUGGCACUAAUCUUUAUGAAAAAGUUGUGCUUCAAGAAUCAUCAUCAAAAGAAAACUUUUAA
This is a messenger RNA of Dictyostelium purpureum, 2202 nucleotides long. RefSeq lists its product as uncharacterized. NCBI's taxonomy places the organism in Eukaryota, Evosea, Eumycetozoa, Dictyosteliales, Dictyosteliaceae. The transcript is spliced from 4 exons. Bases 1 to 2202 code for a protein of 733 amino acids. The record is from RefSeq and is a predicted model, not a curated record.